CAGCGCCUGCCCAGCCCCCAGCAGCCAGCGACAGGCAGACGCAGGUGGGCUCAUCUCUUGUUUCCGCCUUCCGUGCAUGGUCUCGUUCACUGCACCGCGCAGCUUUCGCUCCAGUGUCCGGGACGACCCCCCUGCCCUGCCCCUUUGGGGUGGUUCUCUGAUCUCAGCAGGGUGUGCCGCUCCCCCAGUUUGGAGUCAUGGGGCAAAGUCAUUAGUGUGGCGUUAACGAGGAGGCUCUAUGGGUCCAGUUCCGUUCUCUGGACGUGGGUGUGGGUACCCCGUGAGCAGGCAGGGUGGGGCUGGGGGCUUGUUCUGCAGCACUGAUUCCUCUUGUCUCUGAGCAGCUCCUGCCCUGCGGAGAAAUGUCUGGCCAGAAGAGGAGGUGGCCAGACUGGCCUGAGAGUGCCUCGGGGCAAGGGCCACCGAAAGCUGCCCGGCUUUCCCCGGAGCCAGGGCCCAGCUGGAGGACGGAUCCUUGCGCCAUCCUCACUGACUUGGAAAAGCUCUGUGACCACAGUCCCCAGCGACUCCUACCCUUCCUGCUGGACCACGACUACCAGCUGGAGCAGGUCGUGGAGAGCCCCGGCUUGAGUCCCGCCAGGGUGUAUACGCUGCUGCGGGCCCUGAAGGUGGCGGUGGAGAGCGCUGGUGAGCCGGAGCUGGUCCAGCCGGUCCUGGCCCUGGUGCUGAGACCAGCUUUCAUGCUCAGGAGCCUCCUGGGCUUCAUUGCUGAGCUGCAGAACUUCCAGCACCAGGACGGGCAGAUCUCCCAGGAGGUGAUGGAGGACACGGUGGCUGCCCUGCAUCAUCUGCUGACAGCGUCCCCUGAGCAGACGAAGACCCUCCUCUGCUACCCUGUGGACCUUCUCUUUGCCACUGUCCAGAGACUCCAGAGCCGCGGCUUUCAGUUUACGUGGAUCAUCCAGAAACGGCUUCACGACACCAAGAUUCUGGUGGACUCGACUUUCCCACGGUGCAGCGUGCCCCUCACCUCACCAGCCUGGCAGGAGGAUUUCCACAUGAUCCCCAUUUUCCCAACCCCGGAGGAGAUAUUCGUCGACCCUGGGCAGAAGCUGAAGCGCAACCUCCCUGUUGGGAAAUACGCGAGCGACGUGGCCUACCUGGACACGCACUUCCGGCUGCUGCGGGAGGAUUUCGUCCGGCCCCUGAGGACCGGGAUCUCGGCUCACUUCUCCCUGCAGAACGUGUUUGGGGGCGCUGGGAAGCAGAGGGGGCUGCGGGUCUAUAGGAAAGUGCAGCUGGCGAAGGUGGGCACCUCCCCAGUCAGUGCCAUGUACAUGGCCAGGUUCCAGGCCCCGCAGGGCUCCUCCCACACCUCCUCCAAACGGCUGCUGAGCGGCUCCCUGACCUGCCUCAUCUCCAGUGACUGUGGCCAGGUGUUGUUUGGGACUGUGGUGGGGGGCAACAGGCCUGAGCUCCUGAAGGGGGCCGUGUGGUUGGACAUUAAGGCAAACCACAGCGACCUCCUGAUGAGGCACCUGGGGAAAACCAACUUCAUCAUGGUGGAGUCGCCGGCCUUCUUCGAGUCCUACCGGCACGUGCUGGAGGGGCUGCAGGAGCUGGACCCCACCCAGAUGCCGUUCCAGAACUAUGUCGUGCAGUGCCGCACCCCCAUCGCCCCACCCGCGCACUUCGGAGAGGACGUGACCUUUGACCUUUCUGUUCUGCACCCCACUGGGCGAGCCGACAAAGAGCCCAUGCGGGACACAUCUGAGGGGCACGUGACUGCGGUGGACCUGACAGCCGUGAGACUCGGCGACUCCUAUAUCUGGUCUCCAGCGACAUUUCCUCACUUAGAUGAGUCUCAGAUCUUGGCCAUUCGAAUGGCCCUGACCAGGGAAUUUGUGCUGAUCCAGGGCCCACCGGGGACAGGCAAAACCUUCAUUGGGCUCCAGAUCGUGGAGAUCCUGUUGAGGAAUCAGUCUCAGUGGUGGAAGGACCAGAGACCCUUCCUGGUUGUCUGCUACACAAACCACGCUCUGGACCAAUUUAUGGAAGGUACCUGGGACUACCAGGCUCUUGGCAUUUGCCCUCAGCCCCUGGGCUUCCAGGGAGCCUCACACAGCACGUUGGGAUGCCCCUGUGCUGACAGCCCCUGGCAAGGCAAGAUUGCAGUGUUCCCCCAGCAAACCCUGUCACAGCUGCACAGCUCAAUAUGGCCGUCCCUCUGCUCUGCCCCUUGGAGGGGUCUGGUGCCUUCGCGGGUGCUGUGCUCCAGGUACGGCUGUCGCGGGAGCAGCGCUCCGGGUAUGGCUGUCAUGGGCACUGAGCUCCGGGUACGGCUGGCCCUGUCCCGGGCACUGCACCCCGGGUACAGCCGGCCCUGGCAUAGGUGCUGCGCUCCGGGUACGGCUGGCCCUGUCCUGGGCACUGCACCCUGGGUGCAGCCGAUCCCAGCAUGGGUGCUGCGCUCUGGGUAUGGCUGUCGCAGGUGCUGCCCUCUGGGCUCUGUGCUCCAGGUAUGGCUGUCGCGGGCACUGCGCUUCGGGUAUGGCCAGUCCUGUCCCGGGCACUGCACCCUGGGUACAGCUGGCCCCAGCGCUGGUGCUGCGCUCUGGGUAUGGCUGUCGUGGGUGCUGCGCUCUGGGUACGGCUGUCGUGGGUGCUGA
Gopherus flavomarginatus (Mexican gopher tortoise) is the source of this 2630-nucleotide messenger RNA. Its product is annotated as NFX1-type zinc finger-containing protein 1-like. The transcript has 4 exons. Gene Ontology annotation, cellular component: nuclear RNA-directed RNA polymerase complex; membrane. Gene Ontology annotation, molecular function: helicase activity. NCBI's taxonomy places the organism in Eukaryota, Metazoa, Chordata, Testudines, Testudinidae. Gene Ontology annotation, biological process: regulatory ncRNA-mediated heterochromatin formation. The record is from RefSeq and is a predicted model, not a curated record. The coding region runs from base 363 to 2630 and encodes 755 amino acids.